AUGAUCAACCCAUUCAAAGCCAUGGUGGACCUCAUAAAGAGAUUCAGGAGAAGGCGCAGGCUUUCAUCCGAACUCGAUCCUCGCUGGGGCGAUCCAUCGAUCAGCUAUCCGAACCAAGGAUCGUGGAACCAGUGGGAUCAACCGUCCGGCUUCGUCGCAAAUGCAUCGAUGGGGUCGCCUCGCGAUAUCCAAGCGCAAGAGACGCGGCAAUAUGUGGCCCUGGGGUCAAGCCCAUCUCAGAAUCCAGGAGCAUCCAGCGACUCGGGCUAUCAAAGCUCCAGUGCACGAGAGGAUUAUUCUCGUGGAGCCUCGGCCAUCCCCAAGGGAUACUUUGACGAGAAUAUACAGCAUCGAGCCGAGAAAAGCCAAGGGCCAGCCGUCAAAGGGCUUGGUAUCGACGGCACUACACGCAGAAUGGGCAGGACGGGUGGACACACGCCUCCGGAUGAUUCAUGUGAUGACGACGACGAGGAAGAAGAAGGCCGAGAUACGCUGGGUGACCCAGGAGGAUGCCUGGUCUUCCGCAAUCCUUUGACGGGAGACCCGCUACGAUAUUCCCCACGGGACGAUCAGGACCCUUAUUUUGACCGCGCCUCGAAAUCACCACCAUUGUCAGUCACUCAACGCAUGCGCCGCCUCAGCCAACAGAGUUCAUCGACCGACCCAACCUUAUCCGUUGCGGGAACAUCUAGCUCUCGACGGACUAGCUACACUGCCGCGUCGUCGGUAUCAGUACCAUCGCUACCGCCUGAUACGCCGCGCUUUGCAUUCAAUGCUGGCCAUCCCGCACACGAGAAACGAUCUGCUCCCCGCCCGAGGCAUCGGGAGCCCGAACCCACGGCUCGGCAGGAGAUGGUCCCGUCCUACGAUGACCUUUAUGGGUGA
Messenger RNA from Penicillium brasilianum, 885 nucleotides. Lineage: Eukaryota; Fungi; Ascomycota; Eurotiomycetes; Eurotiales; Aspergillaceae. The record is from the annotation of a GenBank genome assembly.